AUGGGAACCCCCAUGCAUCCAAAUAUCAAGCUUGAAAAAGAUGAACAUGCUAGAGAUAUUGAUGAGACAUGCUGUAGACGGAUGAUUGGCUCUUUGAUGUAUCUAACCUCCUCAAGGCCUGAUAUUAUCCAAAGUGUUGGAGUGUGCGCAAGGUUUCAAUCAAAGCCUAAGGAAUCUCAUCUCUCAGCUAUCAAGAGGAUCAUCCGAUAUGUGUUUGGUACCACUGAUUAUGAUUUAUGGUUUCCAAAGACUAAUUCCUUUCAAUUAGUGGGGUUUUGUGAUGCAGAUUUUGUUGGUGACAGAAUUGAUAGAAGAAGCACAAGUGGCAUGUAUUGCUUCCUUGGGAAAUCACUCAUUGUUUGGUCAAGUAAGAAGCAAGCUAUAGUGGCAUUUUUCAUUGCCGAAGCUGAGUAUAUUGCAUCAUCCUCUUGUUGUUCUCAAUUAUUAUGGCUGAAAACUUAG
This is a messenger RNA of Arachis stenosperma, 462 nucleotides long. Its product is annotated as secreted RxLR effector protein 161-like. The coding region runs from base 1 to 462 and encodes 153 amino acids. The transcript has a single exon. The record is from RefSeq and is a predicted model, not a curated record. NCBI's taxonomy places the organism in Eukaryota, Viridiplantae, Streptophyta, Magnoliopsida, Fabales, Fabaceae.